AUGAGCUUCGAUUCUGCUUUGGCGGCGUGGUCCUUGCACGACACGUUUGUCAUGAUAACGAACCAUGCUGGUUGUCGUACCAGUGACGAGCAUACGGUCUAUCAUGUGGAAAUGGCGAAUCACGACAGAGAUGCAAGGCUUAUAGUCUUUAAGACGCAGUCUUUCCGACUGAGGGAGGUAACACACAAAUUAAAUGUCGAAAUCGGCGACCAUAUCACAGACCACAUCAAUACAAUGGCCCUUAUUGCCCGGCAAGAUGCUGCUACAAGCACAAUCGAACAGGAAAGCUCCACGUCACUCAGCACAACGUUCGAUUACCCGUCUCCCACUGCCUUAGCCACAGGAACCUCGCUUGCAGCAGACGUGUCCUUCUCCAGACUCAACACGACCCUAUUGCCACCCGACAGCUCCAUCGUGGAAUUCCUACCAUAUGCUAACAUUCAUGAAAACAUCCGUCUUUCAUGUCAAAACUGCACCAUGACAGGGAACAUUGAACUCAAAGCAGGUGGCUUCUCAGUAACCGAUUCCGACCCUGAAGUACUGAUGGACUUCUUCGACGAUGGCUUUCUCGAGUUCGAUGCAACCAAUAUCGCAGCCAUGAUGGAUUUUGAGCUCGAGCUCCUGCCAGGGUUGAACGUGUUAGAAUACACGGCGCAACUUCCGAGCAUACCACUAGGUGCGAUAGUCAUCGCUGGAGUCCUUAAAUUCGGUCCUGUCCUGGACUUGGCCUUUCCUAUGGCAAUCACACUGAAUUCACCUGUGGUGUUUCGUACUGGCUUUAAUCUAUUUGCACCACCUAGUACGAAAAUAUACCUGAACAUGAGCGAACCAAACUCUUCUUUCACAUCUGGUCUUUCCGAGACGAAGCUCGAAGCUCUUCCUUUCACCGCCAAUACAGAAGCACUGUCCUUCAAUCUGACAAUCGGCUUCAACCCCCAACUCAUACUCGGAGCAGGCAUUGGCUCAGACACUCUCAAUGCAAGCGCCGACGGCGGGAUCGGCGUCUACCUCGAUCUACCUCAACUAGCCACUACCGUAGACAUGGUCGACAGAGGGGAUGAGAAUUGCGAGCCGUCGGUAUCGGAAGACGCGCAGGACGGAUUGAUACGCGUUAGCUCGAGCGCGAUGUUUGGAGGAGGUGCGCAGUGGGAUGUGGGGGUCGAGGUGUUGAAUGUUGGUUAUGAGCAUGGUGAGGCUGUUCCGUUGCUUGAGACGGAGAUUGUGCUUCCCGUACAGUGUUUGAUGUGGGAUGAUGAGGUUGAGUCUUUGGUUAAGGCGGUUCCACUCCAGAAAGUUGAUACGAGCUCUGACGAAAAUGGGAACGGUGGAUCGAAGCAGAAUUUGGCAGUCAAUGUCGGUCCAAUGAAGGCGACCAUCAGCAUGUGCAUGCUAGCUGUAGUUUCGGUUAUGUUGUUUCUCUAG
Molecule: messenger RNA, 1422 nt
Organism: Lithohypha guttulata
Lineage: Eukaryota; Fungi; Ascomycota; Eurotiomycetes; Chaetothyriales; Trichomeriaceae
Exons: 2
Coding region: 1-1422 (473 amino acids)
Source: RefSeq, a predicted model, not a curated record